GAAAUUCUGAAGCAAGUGACUGUGCUGAAUUUAGAUACUGGGGAACGAAUACCUCUUAGCGAUGCAGAAAGUUGUCUCCCACCUGCGCUCAACCCGCUCUCUCUACACAUUAUGAGACUUACCAGCGAAUACGUCAGAGUGCAUGUUGCAUCAGGAAGCAGGAAAUCUAUGCCUGAUAGGUGGAAGCAAGCAUUGAGACGCAGCAGAUCAUGUAACUCGAACGUGGAUGGACAAGAAUCAGAUGAAGAGAGUGUGACAGAUGUCAUCGCAAAGAAACUGCCGGAAAUCGACAGUUCAGCGGUGAAGAAGAAAACAUCUCAGUUGAAGAAAUUCCUUGGUCGCAAAAUGGAGUCAGCUGUAAACAAGGCCAAAUCUCUAGCACAUGAGGUUUCCCACAGACACAGAGAGGAGAAAGACGUGUUUGAAGAUGAUGCCCCAGCUCAUGAUACUAUGCAAUAUGUUAAGAUCAAAACUGCUCACAGCCACAAGGGACCCCAUGAGUUUGACAACCUGAUGUAUGUCCAGGAAAUAACAGGGGAGCACACAGGCCCUAUCUGGUGCAUGAAAUUCAGUGGUUGUGGCAGACUUCUUGCUACUGCUGGCCAGGAUCAUGUGCUGAGGGUAUGGGUACUGAAGCAGGCCUUCAACUACUUCCUUGACAUUAGGACAAAGUGUAAUGCUGAUAUCAAGGUAUCUCCAACACCGUCCCAAGAAUCAUUGGUGUCUCAGCACUCUGGCCAGUCAGGUGAAGACCUCGGCUCUCUUGACCCCAACGACGAUGGCAGUGCUCCCUUCAUGCCCAAACCGUUCUGUGUUUACACUGGCCACACUGCAGACAUGCUCGACAUAUCAUGGUCCAAGAAUUACUUUUUAUUGAUCUCAAUGGACAAAACUGUUCGUCUGUGGCACAUAAGUCGGAAGGAGUGUUUAUGUAUCUUCCAGCAUAUGGAUUUUGUCACAGCAAUAACUUUUCAUCCUAAGGAUGACCGCUACUUCAUAUCUGGUGCCCUAGACGGAAAGCUACGACUUUGGAGCAUCCCUGACAAGAGAGUAGUGUUGUGGAAUGAGGUGGGAGGCCAACCAAACCUCAUUACAGCUGCGAACUUCUGCCAGAAUGGGAAAUUUACUGUGGUAGGAACAUAUGAUGGAAGAUGUAUAUUCUACGAGACAGAGCAACUGAAGUACUUCACACAGAUCAAUGUCAGAUCAACAAGAGGGAAGAAUGCCAAGGGAAGAAAGAUAACUGGCAUUGAACCUUUACCUGGCGAAGAUAAGGUGCUGAUAACAAGCAACGACAGUAGAAUACGAUUAUAUGACUUGCGUGACUUGAACCUGUCAUGCAAAUACAAAGGCUACUCCAAUAUGUCUAGUCAGAUCCGUGCAGGAUUCAGUCAUGAUGGCAAGUUUAUUGUAGCUGGAAGUGAAAAUCAGUGUAUCUACAUCUGGAAGACUCAUCAUGACUACUCCAAAUUCUCAUCUGCAAGAAGAGACCGAAACCUGUACUGGGAAGGAGUCAAAGCUCACAGUGCUGUUGUUACUUGUGCAGUGUUUGCACCUCACCCGGAACUGGUAUUCAGCUUCAUUGAACAACAGCAGGAGAUUCUCACACCAAACGAGUCAGAAUAAGGAUAGUGGGACAACCAACAAGGGAUAUGUACUGGUUUCUGCAGACUUCAAUGGCUGUAUCAAAGUAUUUUUGAAGAAAGAAAAACCCAAGCACUCAUCAUUACCAGCAUCAGCUUUAGUGUAGAAUAAGUAGGGAGAUCUUUAGAAGUUUUGCAUUGGAAGAGGUUAUAUUGCAACAGCACUAGAAGGUGUGGAUGGUAAAAACACCGUACUGUGUUUAUAAAAUGGCAGAAAAACCUACUAUACACAAGUUUAGCAGGAGAAUAUUUAAAAACUGUUUUCCCAAUAUUAUGCUAAUAAAUGUACCUUGAGUAUAAUGUGUUUUUCUGCCACUAGGAAGCAUAAUAAUGGGCAUGAAUCCAUUACACCAUAUCCCAUUGCUGUGGUACAUUACAUGUUCCAUUUUAGAGCAGAGGAACUUGAUCACAGUUGUGUGGUUGAAAAUGCUUUGGAUGGAUGGAAAUUUUUGGAAUAAUUUUUCCUUUCUU
Messenger RNA from Penaeus monodon (black tiger shrimp), 2114 nucleotides. RefSeq lists its product as uncharacterized. NCBI's taxonomy places the organism in Eukaryota, Metazoa, Arthropoda, Malacostraca, Decapoda, Penaeidae. The record is from RefSeq and is a predicted model, not a curated record. Gene Ontology annotation, molecular function: protein binding.